Penicillium cataractarum is the source of this 582-nucleotide messenger RNA. RefSeq lists its product as uncharacterized. Bases 1 to 582 code for a protein of 193 amino acids. The record is from RefSeq and is a predicted model, not a curated record. The transcript has 2 exons. NCBI's taxonomy places the organism in Eukaryota, Fungi, Ascomycota, Eurotiomycetes, Eurotiales, Aspergillaceae.
AUGGCCGAGGCGCAGAUCAAAUCACUCCUUGUGCGCGAGCGCUACUACCGGGAUACCUGCCAGUGGGAAAAGCUAAGGGCUUGCUACCAUCCCGAUGCGUCGAAAACGCGUAUCGAAAUUACCUGGUUUCAAGGGGAUAUCGAUGGAUUCGUUAAAGGAUCCAAAGGUAUGGCUACAGAUGGCACGGGCGCUGUUCAUACCAUCUGUCCCGUUGAGGUCCAUCUUCACGGCAAGAAGGCUCUUUCGGAAUCAACUGGGUCCAUUUCCAUCCGCUUCCAACACAACGGCGCGUUCUUUGAUUGCGUCUCGUACACUCGAUUUAUUUCUCGACUCGAGUUCGUCGGGGAUGAAUGGAGGCUGCUUACUUUGGAGGCAAUCUAUGACCGCGACUUGAUUACGCCUGUCAUUCCCCAAGAGACGGCCGAGCUCCAUUUGCCUCAAGACUCCAGGGAGAGCUAUAGAUGUAUCUCCUGGGUUUUGUCACAGAAGGGAUUUUCUAUCAAACAAGAUUUGCCUGGUAUCGAUGACUCUGCUUCGUGUGCACAAUUAAUGGAAGCUAGUUUCAAGUGGCUGGGAAAAUGA